Molecule: messenger RNA, 7407 nt
Organism: Mesocricetus auratus (golden hamster)
Lineage: Eukaryota; Metazoa; Chordata; Mammalia; Rodentia; Cricetidae
Gene: Farsb
Product: phenylalanyl-tRNA synthetase subunit beta
Exons: 17
Coding region: 72-1790 (572 amino acids)
Biological process (GO): phenylalanyl-tRNA aminoacylation
Cellular component (GO): cytoplasm; phenylalanine-tRNA ligase complex
Molecular function (GO): ATP binding; phenylalanine-tRNA ligase activity; magnesium ion binding
Source: RefSeq, a predicted model, not a curated record
CGCGGCGGGUCCUUUGCGCCGCGGCAGCUGAGGCCCCGCACGUGGCGCAGGCGCAGUGUCCGUGAUUCGCCAUGCCGACUGUCAGCGUGAAGCGAGACCUGCUCUUCCAAGCUCUGGGCCGGACGUACACUGAUGAAGAAUUUGACGAGCUAUGUUUUGAAUUUGGUUUGGAACUUGAUGAAAUUACUUCUGAGAAGCAAAUCAUAAGUAAGGAACAAGGCAAUGUAAAGGCACAGGGGGCCUCAGAUGUUGUGCUUUACAAGGUUGACGUGCCUGCCAACAGAUACGAUCUCCUGUGUCUGGAAGGAUUGGCUCGGGGACUUCAAGUCUUCAAAGAAAGGAUAAAAGCUCCAGUAUAUAAACGAGUAAUGCCUAAGGGAGAAAUCCAAAAAUUGAUUAUCACAGAAGAGACAGCUAAAGUACGCCCUUUUGCUGUAGCAGCAGUUCUCCGGAAUAUCAAGUUCACGAAAGAUCGAUACGACAGCUUCAUUGAACUUCAAGAGAAACUACACCAGAAUAUUUGCAGAAAAAGAGCAUUGGUUGCUAUUGGCACUCAUGACUUGGACACUUUAUCAGGCCCAUUUACUUUCACUGCAAAACGUCCUUCAGAUAUCAAAUUCAAGCCUCUGAAUAAGACCAAGGAGUAUACAGCUUGCGAACUAAUGAAUAUAUACAAGACUGACAGCCACCUUAAGCAUUAUUUACAUAUCAUUGAGAAUAAGCCCCUGUAUCCAGUUAUCUAUGACAGCAAUGGUGUGGUCCUCUCACUGCCUCCUAUAAUAAAUGGGAAUCAUUCAAAAAUAACAGUGAAUACUAGGAAUAUAUUUAUUGAAUGCACAGGAACUGAUUUCACUAAGGCAAAAAUCGUGCUUGACAUUAUUGUCACCAUGUUCAGUGAAUACUGUGAAAAUCAGUUUACAGUUGAAGCAGCUGAGGUAGUUUCUCCUAAUGGAAAAUCAAAUACCUUUCCAGAGCUGGCUUACAGAAAGGAGAUGGUGAGAGCUGAUUUAAUUAACAAGAAAGUUGGAAUCAGGGAAUCUCCUGCAAACCUUGCCAAGCUCCUGACCAGAAUGUGUCUGAAGUCAGAAGUCAUAGGCGAUGGCAAUCAGAUUGAGGUUGAAAUUCCUCCCACCAGAGCAGACGUUAUCCAUGCCUGUGAUAUCGUGGAGGAUGCAGCUAUUGCCUAUGGAUAUAACAACAUUCAGAUGACUCUGCCGAAAACAUACACCAUAGCUAAUCAAUUUCCUCUCAACAAGCUCACGGAGCUCCUCAGACUUGACAUGGCUGCUGCUGGCUUCACUGAAGCUCUUACUUUUGCCCUGUGCUCCCAAGAAGAUAUUGCUGAUAAACUUGGCUUGGAUAUCUCUGAAACAAAGGCAGUUCACAUAAGUAAUCCCAAAACUGCUGAGUUCCAGGUGGCGCGCACUACCCUUCUUCCUGGCCUUCUAAAGACCAUUGCAGCAAACCGGAAGAUGCCACUUCCUCUCAAACUGUUUGAAAUCUCUGACGUUGUAGUGAAAGAUUCUAGCAAAGAUGUAGGUGCGAAAAACUACCGGCAUCUCUGUGCUGUUUACUACAACAAGAAUCCUGGGUUUGAGAUCAUCCAUGGGCUGCUGGACAGAGUUAUGCAGCUGCUCGAUGUACCUCCUAGUGAGGAGAAGGGGGGCUAUGUGAUCAAAGCAUCGACAGACAAAGAAGAGAGCAGCAGGAAGUGGUUCUGCUCAGAUCUACCCAGAACGGACUCCCCAUCCUCAUGGCAGGCGGUUCUCUUCUUCAAGAAUACCUUCUAGUCUCCCCAGCUAAUAGACAGACACUUUUUUCUUAAUUGCCCUUAGAUUAAAUUUUAAUACUGCAGAUAUGCUAUGUAUCACUUAUGUGCUAUAUGCAUAGCAGUGUAUAUAAAAAUCUAUAAAACUUAAUUUUAUAUAUGUGGGUGUGUGCACCACUGGGAUCAAACCUAGAGUCUGUUACAUACUAAGUAAGUAAGCAACUUUUAUUUGUUCAGUGAAGGGUUAACAUUGACCAAACAAAUUUAAACUUUUAAAAUUGUGUUGGUUAUUUAUAUACUAUAAUAUGCAUCCUUGUGAGACUUCCAUAUAUGUACAUUACACAAAGUACUUUGAUCUUUCAUAAAAGCUAGAUGCAGCAUUUGUCUUACUUAGUCUUGUUUGUUUCACUUGAAACGAGGGUCACCAGCCAGGCGUUGUGGGGCACGCCUUUAAUCCCAGUACUCGGGAGGCAGAGGCAGGUGGAUCUUUGCGAGUUCGAGGCUAGCCUGGUCUACCGAGCAAGUUCCAGAACAGGCUCCAAAACAAUACAGAGAAGCCCUGUCUUGAAAAACAAAACAAAACAAAAAACAAACAACAACAAAAAAAACGAGGUCCAAUCCAUUUUCUGGUGAUCAAUUCCAGUCUUCCUUAUGGGUAGAUAAUACUCCACCAUGCUAACCUUGUAGUUUGGAAGUCAAACUUAAAAAGUACUUGCUGAAAAGUUUGGCUUUUGUUUUAUUUUGUUUAAUGUUGCAUGGUUUUGAUUUUGAGACAGGUCUCAUAGCCUAGGUUGGCCUUGAACUUGUUGCUUAGACUGAUGGUCUUAAACUACUGAUCCCUCUACUACAUUUCUUAUUUACUUAUUUUUGUGGGAGGUCUGGGAACAGAUUCCUACAAGUGUGGAGUUAUUGGGACCAAGGACACAUUGGUAUUUACACUUUUUAGACCUUUGAUUCUCAUACUGUAGGUGCAGCAGAUGAGAAGGCCUUGUUUACACUAAAUUGUAGGUCCUAUAGUUUGUUUGUUUGUUUUCAUUCUGUUUCCAGUCUCAUAGAUGGGAAAUGGUAUCUCACUGACAUUUUACCUGAAUCUUCCUUGUAUGAACAAAUGUGAUCAUAUUUUCUCAUUUAUGUAAAUUUUUAAAUAUCAUAUAGUCAUUCACUCAUUUCUUUCCUUCUGGAAUCUGACUUUCUAAGUUGGGAAGUUUCUCACAUUCGGAGUUCAGAAAGGAGUCCCCAUGUUCCCUUUGGCAUCACAUUCCAGUCUCCCAGACAUUUGCUGUUUACUCUGACCACAGUAAUGAAGACUGGGUUCCAUCUUUCUCACAGAGUGCUAUGUAGGUUGUUUGUAUUUAUUUGCAGUUAUUACUGUGAUUUUUGUUAAAUUGUACUAAUUAGCUUCCCAAAUUUACCGUAUUUUAUUGAUAAUGCUUUUUGAAAUUCAUGAAGAGAUUGAGGGGACAGUAUCUUAUGAUCACAUUCAAUUUGAAUGUUUAAAAGAUAAAAUAACUUUUAAAGGUCCUCAGUCAAAUUGGAUAUAGGUACAAAAAGAAACAUGAUUAUACUGAAAGUAGGUAGGAAUUAGAGUAAAGAUCCGACCCAUACCAGAGUAAAGGGCACAGGUUCCUAGCAUUACAUAGCUUGUUAGAAGCCCCUGGUUCAUUUAUAAAGGCCUCCAAUAUUCAGCUUCUUUCUUGAGAAGUAUUUCAAUAAAUUUGCAAAUACACACACACACACACACACCAGAGUUAAUAUCAUGAUAUUUUUAAUCAGCUAUAUCCAUCUCAGACCAUUAAAAGUCCCUUUUCUCAGCAUUAAAAAUAAGUUUAUUCAUAAUUAAAGUGGAAUUUAAACUGAGAUGAGACCUUAUUUUUCAAUUACAUAUUUAACCUGUGACUUUCAGAUUUCCUGCACAUGUAAUAUGUAGUCAGAGAGAUUAUGAAUAGUGUUUAUGCUAUAGCCAAGGAGGCCUAAAUCUGAGCUGGGAGUUCUGAAACAGUUUCAUGAAUGUAGUUUGCAUUCAGUUGGCAACUUGUGCACAGGUCCCCUGGUGUUUACGCUGGAGCUCUAGCAAAUGUUAGCAUCCUCAUCUCUUUUCCAGAGCACUUUACUAACAGACCAAUUCCUCAUCCAAAGGAUUUGUUGAGAGCAAGACAUUUGGACCACCUUCCUUCUCUUGGAAUGUAGCUUCUGCCAUUUCCCCUCAACAAAGUAGAGUCAUUCUGUAGUCCCAGCACCUCUUUGUUUGUCUCCUCCUUACUCAAAGGAGGGAUUGCUUUGGUGAUCCCACUGCCCAGACUCUAGUAGCUUAUCUGGCCUAGUUUAUUUAGGAAACUAGAAAGUUGAUAAAGAUCGCUGUUCACAUUUUUAGAGGACAUUGAGACAGGAUCUUGUACCUCAGACUCCUUAAUAGCUGAGGCUGGCCUUAAAAUCCUGAUCCUUCCACCUCUACCUUCAGAAGUUUCAUAUAUAUAUAUAUAUGCAUGUGUGUGUAUAUGCACAAAGAUAUUUAACAAGCUACAUUCUAGAAACCUUUAUAACUACUUUUAUUCCAAUUUUUAAAAUUGUAUUAAUUCAAAAUCUGCUUUGUUUAAAAAAGAGAAAUAUAUAUUUUAUUGUGAAUUUGGGCAGUGGUUCAUUUUUUGUUUUGAAUUUUCUUUUACUUAUAUACUACAACUUUGGGGAAACUUAAGAAAGAGCAGCAAGCGAUACAUGUUUAUAGAAGCCCAUUUACAAUAGUAAAUAAACUCUAAUAUAAUAUAAAGUACUUAAAGAAUUAUUUGGCAAACUGUGAUGUGUAAGCAUGACAAAAAUGUUUUUAAACAUGUGACUGUAAACAAAAUUGGAAAUGUAAUUAAAAUAAUAAUAAUGCAUUGCUUGGGCCAGUGGGUAAAGCUUACAGUCUUGAGUUCGAUCCUCAGGAGCCACAUGGUAGAAGGAGAGAACCCACUUCAGCAAGUUCUCUGACCUGCACAUAGUGCACAGGCACACAGGUGUGCACCCCUACAAAAUAAAUGAAAGCGUAAAAUGAAAACAGUACAAUGUACUGCUUAUUAGCCCUAGGAUGCAGGACCACCACCAGCUAUGGCAUAGUAAAACAACACUGGAUAUUGCCAUGUAUUUUCACCUUUACCAUGGAGUUAGGGGCUUUUAACUUACUUACUUUUAGGUAGGUCUUCACUGUUACAGCUCAGGCUGGACUUAGACUCUUCCUGCCUCAGUCUCUCAAGUAGCUGGGACUAAAGUGGUGUUGUUGAAUUCAAAGAAUUUUGUUAGCUACUUUUUUUGUAAAAUGACAAGUGUGUGUCCUGUCUGCACCAUAGUCUUAUUGGGAAAAGAAGAAACGGAUGAGGGUAUCAGAGAUGUGCAAAUUACUCAUCGGAGUAAACUUAAGAGAUUUUAGGUCUGCCAUCAGAAAAAGCAGCCCUGGAUGAGAGGGAGGACUUCUGGCCAGGAUUUAGGACCUGGAUUCUAGUCUGGAAUCUGUGGUUUACUUGAUGUCGGAUUCUCUCCUCCUGUGUGAGCUGUAGGACAGGCAGGUGGUCUGCAGGGCUGUUUCCAGUUCUAAGAUCUGUAGUUGAGCUCAGAAUGAGCCUCUGCUGUUGGCUCUGGUGCACUGCUCCUUUCCUGCCCGCCUACACUUUACACGGUGUGUCUGUAGUGCUAGCCUUGAUUUAAGACUCAACUGUAUUCCCUAAAGAUUCUUUGUUAUGUGAGGCCUUUAAAAAAUGCACUUCUGGGGUAGGAGAGAUGGCUCAGCGUUUAAGAGCACUUGCUACUCUUCUGGAGAACCUAGGUUCGUUUCCUAGCAUCCACAAAGGUGACUCAGAACCCUCCGUAACUCUCCUGACCUCUGAGGCAUGAAUAUGGUGUCCCUACAUAUAUGCAGGUAAAACACUCAUUUACAGAUUUUAAAGAUAAGUGUUUUUAAUGUAAUUUUAUUUCCCCAAAUGUGGGUUGUAUUCUGUGGUUGCAGUGUUGCUAGUAUUGUGUGGUAUUAAUAGCAUCACAGAGUGUACCUGGGUUAUGUGCCUAGUUUAAAGGUAACAAACUGUCAGCCUGCUCUGUUCCCUCUUUAAACUGCACUUAUUUAUCAUAAGCCAGAGGAAGUUUGCAAAUACAAGUUGGUGGGCAGCUUGGCCAGCAGCUUACAAGCAUCCUGCUGCAGCCUCAUGUGCCAUGGCCCUUCUUCACCUUUGGCUUGCUUUCUAGCCUAUAUUAUUGCUUGCCUUGGGCAAGGUUCCUAAUCUCCUAGUGCUUCUCUUCUUCCCAUCUGUAACUUGCAUUGCACAAGGGGUUUGGCCAGUUCAACACUCUGAGACCUCUCACUCCCAUUGGGGGAUGAGAGGAGCUGACCCGAUAGGAGGAUGCAGCCCCUUUCCCCUCUGUUCAUUAACUCUUAGGAAGUAGCAGCCAUGAGAGCAAAAACUGGAUUUGGUGCUAUAAUUUGAAAUAUUUCAUUAUAAGAAGAUUUUAGUGAGCGAAAGCAGGCUAUAUUCCUCUGACAGUGUCCACUGAGGAGUCCAGACUUUGCUUCCUAAGUGAAGGCAGGUGUAAACCACCAUGCCUGACAAAAGAUGCUUCUCUGUUAAGGACAUUUCUCUGUGAGAAGACGAGGUCAUCUGGGUUUUGCUGAUUUCUUGUAAGAGUCCCUGUCCUCAUUUGUGGUAGAGUAUAUGGUGCCAGGUUUUGAUCCUGGUGCCCUCCCCAAGCCAUGAGUUGGUAAGUUCCAAUUCUCUCUAGUCCCACUGCUUCCCUGUAAGAGUUAAUGGUGUCUGCAGGUGUGUUGGGAUUAGCACUGUAAAGUUGUGUAAGGGGUUUUUCUUUCUUUUGAUCUUCAGAAAGGGAUGAAAGAUGGUCAUUAAAUUCAAAGGAUUAGGUCCCCUCUCUUUAUAGACUUUAGGUACCAUAAAUAUUCACUUCAAAUGCAAGGUGAAGAAUUGUAUACAUCUGGUAGAAAAUGGGUGUUUUAUAUUACCAGUCGGAAAUUAUUCAGUCUCCCCUUACAAAUUUAAUGGUCUUUACAGAGGCAUUUUCUCCUGAGUGUACUGAGAUCAGAAAAAAAAAUGUUUUUGUGUUCAUAUCUUGGCUGUGAUGCUUUGGCUCCUUAGAACCCUGGAGCCUUUUCUUUUACAAGUUAACACCUGACCUAUGAUGAACUUCUUUCCCUCUUGUGUGAUUCUGUUGUGUCCUCAAAAAAUCUGCUUGUUCUAAAACCUCAGAACAAUGGUCCCUUAAGAAUGAAAUUGUGUGUUCAUAGAGGGUAUAAUUGAGUAGGAUGUAUUUGUUUACUUAUUUAUUUACUUAUCCUUUGAGAAGUGUGUAGGGUUGGGAUAGGCACCAGCCCCAAAGUUGUUAGACUGUUGACUGUUUUUCUUUUACCCUUAUUACAUAAUCAGUCAUUUUGAAGAGACUUAAGACAGAUUCAGUUGGCAUCUGCCGUUAUACAUUUUCCAUUUCAUCCUGAAUUUGGGGGUGUGUGUGGUGAAAGCUAUUGAGGGUGAUCUCUGUUAUUAGCAACAGCACAGUACUUUACCAGUCUUCUCUACCCUGUUAAUUUCAUUGUUUGUUGUUGUUGAUGAUGAUGUUCUUUCUUCUUUUUUUUACAUUUGGAUAAUAAAAUACCCCAUGAGUUUGAA